GGGGGUCCGCGGCUGCUCCAACUUCGGUGUGCGUUUCGAAGUCCUUCCCCGAGCAGGGGAACGCUGGCGUGUUGAAAUCGAAUACUUUCGUGUAGUACCUGCAGUUCAGUGUUGGAGGCUGGCCACGUUUGGAGCAAAGUGCAGCGGGGUUGGGUUUUUGUUCUUGUUGCUGUUGUCUUUCGUCAAUUCAAAACUGGUUAGCAAAAAAAAAAAUAAAAAAAAAAAUAAUCACGUUCCCUGUUUUGUGAAUAGUAGAGUUAUGCAUGCUGGAAUUGUCAUAUUUCAUGCACCUUUUUCUUUCUGGUGGACCAGAAGUAUACUUUAUGUUAUUGGAAGUGCUUAAAAAUAUAUAUAUAUUUAGUAUGUAAGCACAGCUAUAAAGUGUCUGUAUGCAAUAUAUAAUAUCUUCUUCCAUUUUUAAUGACUUUCAAGGACUAUUUUAAAAAGACUUUAGAAAAAUAUUUUUCAUAUGCAGACAAUUUUUGUCAAAUUUCCCAGUUUUUCUAAGGCUAUAAACGCUCCCAAGGCUCUGGCAAGGAAGAUGUGGUCAGUUGCUGUUGCUUUUUUUUUUUUUUUUUAAUUACUUGUGUUCCCCAGACCAGAAUGUGGCAUGGAAACGUGGUGGUUUGGUCAGACUUUUAUCAGCCCUCUGGUAAAUUUACUGAAUCUCACCUGGUCAGUCACUUGGGAACCAAAGUAAUGUUUCUAGGUGCACAUCUGCACUGUAGCUCCAGAAUGGAGGGAUUUGAAGACCUGGAAGCUUCAGCUCUGUCUAGAGCUGAUCUGUCACUUCAGAGUUUUCAUGUUGUCCAGACUGGGAAAUCCUGGGAGAAGCUAAUCUUAGAAAACUUAGCUGAGAUUUGUUACCAGCCAUGAGCUACCAACCUCAGUGACUUUUGGAUGACCUUACCCUUGCAUCAGGAGAAUCAGAUUUUCAGAGCUCUCUUCUGUAUUGCGUUUUAAUUUGUUAUGUUUAAUAAAUAUCAGAACAAAUAAAUGACAGUAUUUGCUGGUUCUUACUAAAAACAUCUGGUUUAUCUGAACGUACUUUCUUAACAUUGCAUAUUUCUCUUUUGGAAUCAGUAAAACUGGAAAAAACAGCUCAUAGGGUGGGGUAUUGAAAUUUGAGUUAUCGUGUGACCAAAACGAUCUAGAGUAAUUAAACCCAUUUUUUUCAUCUGACUAAAGAAACAUCCUUAUUUUGGGAAACGUAAUAGGGGAGAAAAAGUUUUGUUGUCAUCUGUCCAUCUGUAUGCUUUCUUUCUUCAUAUAGUGGAAAGGACAAGCAGAAGGUUUGCCUGCAGGGUAACUUAAGGGUAUAAAAAGCAGCAGUGAGGGAGGAAAAAAAAACCAAAACACAUCACUGUCAAGUAUGAGCUUGCAUGGGAGAGGUUAUCCUUGAGGCGGGCUUGCUAUUAAUUUUGGCGAACAGUUUAGAAAACACUUCAGCUUUUUUUUAUGGAUCCUUUUUUUUCAUGGAGGUAUUAGUUGUUUAGGAAAAACAGCUGGAGAGAUUGUACUACCAUGAUGAGUUUCAUGCUAUUUAUCCCCAUAUAAGAAACAAAUUAAUCUGGAACAGAAAUGGCCAGAGAGGGAUAAAUAGUCUUACAUUGAUUUUUGUGCUUUUAAGUCCAUAUAACAGCUUGCAAACUCAAAAUAAAAUAACUGUGUAAAAUGUUUUUGGAGAAGGGGACUGGAUGUUACAGAAAUAUAGGUUCUACCCUUUGAUGGUAAAGUUUCAUAUUUUUCUGAUACGUAAUGAAGGAAACUGUAGUAUCUAUAAUUAUAAAAGGAGAAACCAAAAGACAUCAGUUGACUUCUGAGCUUUUGGUCUGGCCUGAAGGUAACAAUGAUUUGGAAAAAUACGUAUGGUAGUGAAGAGUACAUUGACAGAGUUAACUGAAGAUCAUGACUUCUUUCAGUGGAAAAUUUGCCAAAGGACUUUCCAGCAUGGAGUGACUAAAAAAAAAAAAAAAAAUUAUUUAAAAAAUGUGCAGUGUAAUGCACCAAGUAAACAAUUUCUGAGUUCUUUUUUACCACUCAGGAACUGGAUUUAGGGAUGAUAAUAAUUCUGUAGCCAAGUUGCAUGUAUUACCUGUGGACUGAAUUGAUAGAAAGGAGAAAUUUUUGGAAAAGGGAUAGGGAGCAAAAUCUAAAAAAAAAAAAAAGGCAAAACAAAACAAAAAAAAACACAAAACCCAAACAAGCUAUUUUAUGUCCAGGAUGCAUGUUGAAAGUCACCCCGUAUUCAGGUGCGUUCCCUUAAUCUCCAAAAGGAAGGAUGUAGUAUAGCUGAAACAGUACAGAAAAGAAACACCUCAAAAAUGUUUAAAUGUAUCCAGUGAUAGUGAUACAGUAUACAGAUGAGAAAUUUCUCUAAAGGAAAACUGAGAGCACCUGAUAGAAGCAAUUAAAUUAUUAGUGAAGUAGAAAAUGUAAAUAAUAAAUGUAAACAAAUGCUUGAUUACUCUCUUUUCUAUUUUGAGAACUAGGGGCAUCAAAUUAAACUAGCAGGUGAGUUUCUAAACAGAAGGUGUUUUGGUUUUUUUUUCCAUAUUGUACUAAGAAAUGACCUUUUUUGUUUCAGGGAAGUCUCUGAUCCAUAAAUAGCUGAAGAUGCCGAACUAUUUCUGGCCUCAAAUCUUGCUGUGUACUAUUGGUCUUGUUUUGAACUUAAUCCUGGAAUUCUACAUGAAGUGUCACGCAGCUGUGACAUUGUACUAACAGGCUGCCAGCAGCUAAUUUACAGGCUUUCUGGUUGAGUUGCGGCCAAAAUCCUUCUGUUUGGAUUCUGAACUAUGACAUCAUGGCAAGAUUUCGCAGAAGAACAUGCAUCAUUUUGCUGCUUUUUAUUUUAUUUGUUUGCUCCAUAAUGAUGGCUUUGAAGACUCUGAGACCUGACAGAGCUGGUUUUGGGGAUCCAUUUGGACUUGGUUUGUUGCCUGAGCUUCAACAACGGACAGUGCUUUUGGACAAUAAACAAAAUUCACUAAACAGAGUUCAAGGAGAUACUGUAACACGUGUCAGUAAUUUGCAUAGUAUCACAGUCAAUACUAUGAAAGCAUCUAUGCCUCCUGUAAACAAGCUGGAAGAAGAGCUGUCUUCUCCUAAUUAUAACUUUCACAUAUUCUACUAUAGUUGGUUUGGGAAUCCACAGUUUGAUGGUAAAUAUAUUCACUGGAACCAUCCGUUGUUGCCACAUUGGGAUCCCAAAAUUGCAAACAAUUAUCCAAAGGGAAGGCAUAAUCCUCCUGAGGACAUUGGGGCCAAUUUUUAUCCCGAGCUUGGAUCUUACAGUUCCAAAGACCCUUCUGUCAUAGAAGCCCACAUGAAACAAAUGCGUUCAGCUUCAACUGGUGUAAUAGUGCUUUCAUGGUACCCACCAGGUAUGGCUGAUGAAAAUGGAGAACCAACUGAUGAUUUGGUGCCUGUUAUUUUGGAUUAUGCACACAAAUAUAGUCUAAAGGUCACUUUUCAUAUUGAACCUUACAAAGAUAGAGAUGACCGCAGUAUGUACCACAAUGUCAAAUACAUCAUUGACAAAUAUGGAGGCCAUCCAGCCUUUUAUAGGCAUAAGACCAGCACAGGCAGAUUUCUUCCCAUGUUUUAUGUUUACGAUUCUUACGUAACAAUUCCUGAAAUAUGGGCAAAUCUGUUAACUGUUUCUGGAUCCCAGAGUAUUCGAAAUACUCCAUAUGAUGCGCUAUUCAUUGCACUUCUUGUAGAAGAAAGACACAAGCAUGACAUUCACAGAAGUGGCUUUGAUGGAAUGUACACGUACUUUGCCACCAAUGGCUUCUCCUAUGGCUCAUCUCAUCAUAACUGGGCAAGUUUAAAAGCCUUUUGUGAUAGUAACAACUUAAUGUUUAUUCCAAGUGUGGGGCCGGGGUAUAUUGAUACCAGUAUCCGACCGUGGAACAACCACAACACCCGUAAUCGUGUCAAUGGGAAGUACUAUGAGACUGCUUUCAGUGCAGCCCUUUUGGUGCGACCAGAAAUUAUUUCUAUUACAUCUUUCAAUGAAUGGCAUGAGGGAACUCAGAUUGAAAAAGCUGUCCCCAAACGGACUGGACAAGUGGUUUACCUUGAUUAUAAGCCCCAUAAACCAAAUGUUUACCUAGAGCUUACUCAGAAGUGGUCUGAGAAGUACAGAAAAGAACAAGAGCAGUGGCUUAUGUGAGCUGUUGCUGCUGCAGUCGUUUCCUAAUGCAUUGCCUACAUUGAGAAAGAAACUGAGAGCUGAAGUAUUUGUUAUUAAAUGUCUUUAUUGUAGAUGUGUUCAAAUUAUUAGAUCUCUUGAAUGUAUAUGCACUACUACUGAAUUUGAAUUUUGAAGAGUAAAAAGAUGCUGAGAAUAUUGGCAUUUCUGUCUCACUGGAUAUUGUAGUUCAAGAAUAUUCAGGGAAAAUGCUGGGGUUUUGUUUGUCCUUUUUUUUUUUUUUUUUAAUUUUUUUAUUAAUCUUCAUAACUUGCAUGCUGAGCUUCCAGAACAUCUGCAUGGGAUAACUCUACAUGACCAAAUUAGAGCAAAAAUUUGACAUAGUUAUACUUACUUCCUUUAUUCUUGUAGUUGCGUUUCUAAUCAAAGUGAUGCUGUAAUCUAAAUUUUCAUCCUGAUAGUUUCUUGCAGGAUGCAUGUCUGUAGUGUGUGGAAUAAUCUACAUCUACUGUUUUUAAUGCUUUGCAUACAGGGAGUUAUUGACAUAUGACUAGCUUGUGGUAACAACAUUGAUGAGGUUUGUGUGAUGCAAUGCUAGUGGUUUUUCUUAAAACAAACAAACAAAAAACAAAGUAUUUGAAAGAUUGAGUUACAAAGAACUGCUGAAAGAUUUCUUGUUUACUUCCAUUUGUUCUGUUUGGUACCUGGUGCAGACUUUGCCAGAUUACUGGAUACUGACCAAUAACGUAGUUUUUUCUAUGUUACUUUGAAUUUAAAAAAAAAUAUAUAUAUAUAUUUGAAACUGAGAGUGGAAAAGAUUUUUUUGAGGGAGAAAAAAACCCCUAAACACGUAAAAAAUAUACUAAAACUUCCACUGUUGUAUUUUGUCUGCAAAUUAACUGCAGACAUAGAUCCAGUGUGUUUUUUAAAAUGUUUAAGAGAUUCUAUAGCUAAUGUCUUACUAGUCCUACAAUAAAAAUAAUUUUAGGGAAUGCUUUUUUGUUUCAGAUUUAGAAGCAUUCUGGAUUGGUAGCAAUAACAGCAACUACCCAUUAGUUUAAUUUGAAAUCUGAGAUUUCUAUUUUUCAUAUAGUUCAUCUAGUUGUUCCAGGAUUCAGAAGAGUAGAUACUAAAAUCUUGUUAAUGUUCGGAUAAGCUCCCUACCAAUACUGCCUUUAGUACUGUGGUGUGGCUGGAAAUGUGUACUUUCAGACCUAAGAAUCUCACCUUUCCAAUGUUGUGAUUAUUAACUGUUUUUCUUAAUGAAGAUUGAAAGGAUCAAGUCAUAUGGAUGUUGUCUCCUCAGCAGUCCUUUUUUUUGGCAUUUUCAUAGAACUUCAUAGGGAAGUACUGAACUUUGGAAUAGUAGAAAUUGCAGUGUUUUGUUUAUUUGCAACAAGUGUUUAAUCUGUACCAAAAUGGCUUUUUUUUUAGUUAGUUGGUUUUUGUUUUUUGUUUUGUUUUGUGUUUUUUUUUUUAUUAUUAUUUUUUUUUUUAUUUAUUUUAUUUUUGCUUUUUUAAAUUUAUAUACAAGGUGCUGAUCCUGUGUUUUAGUUCAUAUGCUGGAACUGUUGUGACCACUAGAAUUCCAUUGAUUUCAGCAGGACCCAUGGAAAUUAUACUUUUUACUCAGUUCUUACAGUAACCUGUCCAUGAAGUUGUAAGGCGAAUGUGAGGACUUCUAGUUAAAAAAGAAAACAAGCCAAAAUAGUCUGUUUUUUUCUAGAAACCUUUGCCUAAGCCAGUUACUACCAAUAUUUUCUAGAGUCCUUCUGGUAUGAAAAAGGUUUGUUUAUGUAUCUUUCACUUAUUUACAGUUUAAUUCUCUUGUCAUUUCUCUGCAGUUGUUAAAGAGAUGAGAUGUCAUAUAAUGGCCUCAGCUGCUUGAAAAAAAUUCAGAAAUUGGGUGACAUAUAUAACCUGGUGUGUUGAGGUGCACCUCUAGAAUUACCGGAGUCUUAUUAAUAUCUCUUCUUAAUUUUUUGCAUUUUCCUACUGCAAACUUCAAAGUGCUCCUGAAAGAAAUGUUUACUAAUGCUUAUUUUGUUUUAUUUAUGCUCAGGUGAAUAAACUGAAGUAGAUAUAGGUAUGACCACAGUCACAAAAUAGUGUCCGAGACACAUGAAGCACUUGCUAGAGACUUUUACCACUUCCAAGUUAACCACUCACUUCACUUAUUAAGAAAACUGAUUUAUAUGUUUUUACCAUAAAUCCCCUAAAUAACUAUAAAUAAUCUGUUUUUAUAAUUUGUUAUAUGCUUAUGUGUUUACAGCCCAAAGAGCCCAUAUAUUUAUCUGAAAUGAGGUAAUUAUUACAUGUUUGAAUAUCAAUAUUGCAUGUAUUAGUAAAAAAAUCUUCUAAAAUCAAACCUUUUGAAAGAAGUCUCUUUGUUUUCCACCUGUCUUGUCAUCCACUGGUCUUUUCUCACUGUCGUUGUCUGAGUACUUUACUAGUCUUGACGACCUUGCACUCAGCUUUCAGCUCCUUACUUUCUCCCAGCAGAAAUUUAUUUUCUCCAUGACUAUAAAAGUUGCUCCUUCUGUUGGUGUUUAUAGAAACAUUUAAAGUUUGUUGUGUUGUACCACUGAGGUGAUCUAUCUUGUUUACAAUAUAAUUUAUGGUAACAGUGUAAUGUAUCUUCAUUACUCUGAAAGACUUCUGUAAUUGCUGUAAAGGUAUCAUUUAGCCCUUGCCAUGAAGUGGUAUGGGCCAUGACACACUGGUGUCUAAUGGGAUCUUUAGAAGAAUUUACAGAACUUCUGUAGUAAAGAAUGAAGAUUAAAUGCCUCGAAAUUCAUCACCCGUGAGCACUUACUGUAUUACAUGCUUGAUGUGUUUUAAAAUAUAAAUAUGCAACCUGAUAAAAUAUUUCAGAGUUCAGAAUUUAAUUUGAUGAUCCUUAGAAGAGCUGAUGGAAUAGCAGCUGCUAGAACCACCCCACCUGCCUGCCCAGUAGUUUCUCUGUACUUGGAGCAAGUAUUAGUGCUACUUCUUGUUAUAGAGGAUGGAGAGCUUUGCAGAUGACCUGCUGCUGCAGUCAUGAUAGUUUUUGGAAAUUUGAGUAAAAAAAUAGAUCUGUGGGAGAGGAUUUGUACAAAUGUAAAGGAAUAAGAUUGUUACAAGUGCAUAGAUAUUGGGGUGAGGGAGGGGAAAGGUAAAUGUAUUUAGAAAGUGAUUGCUCCAAACUUUACAGUUACAGUAAAAAAAAAAAAAAAAAAGACUCCAAUAUGCAACCAAAAUUAGGGUGGAGGGAAGAAUAUUUAUUAUGAGUUUCAGAUCUGAAAUGGAAGUUAAGGAAUUUCACUUCAGCUUUAAGCCCCUAUUUCUUGAGUAAUUGAAAAAAGUAUUAUAAUGAUUACUUUUAAUAUUUUUAUACUGAUUAAUUACAUUUGACUCAUCUUGUUAUAGUAUGUUAUAGUACUUAGAAUGAUACACUACAUUUAAAUAGAUUAGGCAAGAAGCACUAUGGGAAGUUCUAGUAGAGAUCCAUGCCAUGCUAUGCCUCUGCAAAUAUAGAAAUACCUGAAGUUGUCGAUCACAUACUACUGACUGAGUAUCCCCAGAGGGGAAAUGGUUUCUGAAACAAGUAGCAAGUCUUUGUGGUAAAAGAAAACUUCUUUUUAAAAGAAAAUCUAUAGCUUUGUUUCUGCCUCUGUCAGUUGUGAUCAAGUAAAUUGUUUUAGUUCUAUGAGCUGUUUCAGAACUGAAGCUUAGUACAUCAUCUCUGAAAUAAGAAUUUAUAUUAAAUCUUGUAUAGUAGUGCAUGUUUCUCAGAUCUAUAAACUUGUACUGAAUUUUGAGGGAAAGAACACAUGCAUAUGCUGUUACUAUUUCAGUGGCAAGCUGUAGAUGAUUGUGAAUGUAGUUUCUGUACUGCUGUUCAUCGUGUUUGUCUAGUGCCUUUCUUUUGAGGUGCCAGCGAUUUGUCUGCUAAGAUGUUGUUGAAGCAGAUGGAUCUUUAGUGGACUUCUUUUUAUUAUGAAACUUGUUAGGUAUACACACACUGCAGAGUUUGAAUUAACACGUUUUAGUUAUGGCUCUUGGGUUCUUUUGAAAACAUUUCACAAGAGUGUUUUCAGCACUGUGUUGCUAGUAGGAGAAUGUAUCUCUGGGCAUAUGGACAAGGACAUACUGUAAUUUAGGGCACUUUUUUUGUGAAUCUUGUGAACCUAAAAAGAGGAAAUAAAGUAUUUACAGACAAAUUAUUUACCACUUAAUGUAAGCUGAAAAUCUCUCUCCCAGUCUUAGGGAGUUUUACAAGUAUUAGUCCUCCCUCAUCUUUAUACUUGCUUAAGAUAGUGUCAGUAUUUCAUUCCUUUAUCUUUUACUUUUGACCAGCAUGUUAAAUGUUGCAUAAACUUCAAAAGUGGCUGUAUUUCUAAAACUUCAUAGUUGUAAUAGUCAGUAAAGAGAAUAUACAAACUUAUUGGCACUGCAGAAAAGCCUGAUACGAAUUUGAUAUUGUAUAGGUAUGAUUUUGUUGUGAAUGGGUAGUGUAUCUUUGCUAUGUAUGGAACAUGAAUAAAAAAAAAUUCAUUUCUUUUAAUAACCUACCUGGCUGUGGCAGAGAUGCGUUUGCUUACAUGCAUAUAUAAAGCCAAGUGUGUGUUUGUCUAUUUAUAUAUAUUAUAUAUGUGCAUAUAACUUGAAGUAAUUAUUUUUAAAGUAGUAUAUCAUUGUAUUAAAAUUACAGGCUGGAUUCUGCUACUUUUAAGCAAGCAAUGUUUUUAAUUCCCUGUGAUGUUUACAAAAAACCUAGUUGCUUAUGUAUGAAUACUUUCAUGAACAAUAAACAUAUGCCCAAAAAGUGUGAUUCAAA
Molecule: messenger RNA, 8978 nt
Organism: Tyto alba (common barn owl)
Lineage: Eukaryota; Metazoa; Chordata; Aves; Strigiformes; Tytonidae
Gene: MANEA
Product: mannosidase endo-alpha
Exons: 6
Coding region: 2807-4180 (457 amino acids)
Cellular component (GO): Golgi apparatus
Molecular function (GO): alpha-mannosidase activity
Source: RefSeq, a predicted model, not a curated record